CGGCCUCGGCGCCACCGGCGCCCGCCCCGCCCCGCCCCGCGCCGCCCCGCGCCGGCUCCGCUGCUCGCGCCUGCCGGCCCGCCCGGCGCCGGGCCAUGGCGUUGCUGCGGGACGUGUCUCUGCAGGAUCCGCGGGACCGCUUCGAGCUGCUGCAGCGCGUGGGGGCCGGGACCUAUGGCGACGUCUACAAGGCUCGCGACACGGUCACGUCCGAACUAGCCGCCGUGAAGAUUGUCAAGCUAGAUCCAGGGGACGACAUCAGCUCCCUCCAGCAGGAAAUCACCAUCCUUCGUGAGUGUCGCCACCCUAAUGUGGUGGCCUACAUUGGCAGCUACCUCAGGAAUGACCGCUUGUGGAUCUGCAUGGAGUUCUGCGGAGGGGGGUCCCUGCAGGAGAUUUACCACGCCACUGGGCCCCUGGAGGAACGGCAGAUUGCCUAUGUGUGCCGAGAGGCAUUGAAGGGUCUCCACCAUCUGCACUCUCAGGGGAAGAUUCACAGAGACAUCAAGGGAGCCAACCUUCUCCUCACUCUCCAGGGCGAUGUCAAACUGGCGGACUUCGGAGUGUCUGGUGAGCUGACGGCAUCCGUGGCCAAGAGGAGGUCUUUCAUUGGGACCCCUUACUGGAUGGCGCCAGAGGUGGCUGCUGUGGAGCGCAAAGGUGGCUACAAUGAGCUGUGUGACGUCUGGGCCCUGGGCAUCACCGCCAUUGAGCUGGGCGAGUUGCAGCCGCCGCUGUUCCACCUGCAUCCCAUGAGGGCUUUAAUGCUCAUGUCGAAGAGCAGCUUUCAACCACCCAAGCUGAGAGACAAGAUGCGCUGGACCCAGAAUUUCCACCACUUCCUCAAGCUGGCCCUGACCAAGAACCCCAAGAAGAGGCCAACAGCUGAAAAGCUUCUGCAGCAUCCAUUCACAACCCAGCAGCUCCCUCGUGCCCUCCUCACCCAGCUUCUGGACAAGGCCAGUGACCCCCAUCUGGGAACCCCCUCUCCUGAAGAUUGUGAGCUGGAGACUUAUGACAUGUUUCCAGACACCAUUCACUCCCGGGGUCAGCAUGGCGCAGCUGAAAGGACCCCAUCUGAGAUCCAGUUUCACCAGGUGAAAUUUGGCGCUCCACGCAGGAAGGAAACCGACCCACUCAAUGAGCCGUGGGAGGAAGAGUGGACGCUGCUGGGAAAGGAGGAGCUGAGUGGGAGCCUGCUUCAGUCAGUUCAGGAGGCUCUGGAGGAAAGGAGCCUGACCAUCCGGACGGCCUCAGACCUCCAGGAUCUGGGCUCCCCAGAUGAUGCCAUGGGAACCAUCAAGCGCGCUCCGUUCUUGGGGCCAUCCCCUGCUGAGCCAACAACAGAGGACUCUCUCUCCAGCUCCCCAGGAACCCUGCCCCCACCUCCACCAGGCCCUGACUGCCCCCCACUGCUGCCUACUGCCUGGGCUACCAUGAAGCAGCGGGAAGAUCCUGAGAGGUCAUCCUGCCAUGGGCUCCCCCCAACCCCCAAGGUGCAUAUGGGUGCCUGCUUCUCCAAGGUCUUUAAUGGCUGUCCCCUGCGGAUCCACGCUGCUGUCACCUGGAUUCACCCUGUGACUCGAGACCAGUUCCUGGUGGUGGGUGCUGAGGAAGGUAUCUACACCCUCAACCUGCACGAGCUGCACGAGGACACCUUGGAGAAGCUGAUUUCGCAGCGCUGCUCUUGGCUCUACUGCGUGAACAACGUGCUGCUAUCGCUCUCAGGGAAAUCCACACACAUCUGGGCACAUGACCUGCCCGGCCUGUUUGAGCAGCGGAGACUGCAGCACCAGGCGCCCCUUUCCAUCCCCACCAACCGCCUCACACAGCGCAUCAUCCCCAGGCGCUUUGCCCUGUCCUCCAAGAUUCCCGACACUAAAGGCUGCCUGCAGUGUCGCGUGGUGCGGAACCCCUACACAGGUGGCACCUUCCUGCUGGCCGCCCUGCCCACCAGUCUGCUCCUGCUGCAGUGGUACGAGCCACUGCAGAAGUUCCUGCUGCUGAAGAACUUCUCCAGCCCCCUGCCCAGCCCAGCUGGGAUGCUAGAGCCAUUGGUGCUGGAUGGGAAGGAGCUGCCACAAGUGUGUGUGGGCGCUGAGGGACCCGAGGGGCCUGGCUGCCGUGUCCUGUUCCACAUCCUUCCCUUGGAGGCUGGUCUGACACCUGACAUCCUCAUCCCGCCUGAGGGGAUCCCAGGCUCUGCCCAGCAAGUAAUCCAGGUGGACAGGGACACAGUCCUGGUCAGCUUUGAACGCUGUGUGAGGAUCGUCAACCUGCAGGGGGAACCCACAGUCACACUGGCCCCCCAGCUGACCUUUGACUUCCCCAUUGAGACUGUGGUGUGCCUUCAGGAUAGUGUGCUGGCCUUCUGGAACCAUGGCAUGCAAGGCCGCAGCCUGGACACUAACGAGGUGACCCAGGAGAUCACAGACGAGACAAGGAUCUUUCGAGUGCUGGGCGCCCACAGAGACAUCAUCCUGGAGAGCAUUCCCACUGACAACCCUGGGGCGCACAGCAACCUCUACAUCCUCACCGGCCAUCAGAGCAGCUACUAAGCAGCCCUAUCUGCCCCCAGGCCAUAGCUGUGGCCCUUCUGGGCAAAGUUCAAAAGAGCCAGGCCCUGCUCUGCUGGGGUUGGAGGGCAGAAAUAAUCCUGAGAAGUGUUGGGGGCUGGGAAGGGGAGGGAGCCCACCCCCCCUCAGCAAUAACUGGACCCGAGAAGCUGCUUCCAUCUCCCUUCCCCACAGGCAGCCCCAUCCCUAGUGCAGGGUACCCCAGGCAGGAAGGGGGCCACCCCACUGAUCCAUUCCAUUUUGUUCUACCUUUCCACUCUUUCUGCCUGGGGUCUGCCCUGGCUCUGCCCUAAGGAACAUGUAUUUAAAAGAGAGAACUAUAUUGUAUUAAAGUUGGUUUUAUCCUACUGGUCCCUGUGGGGCUAGGGAACAGAGCCCCUGCCUCCUCUCCCUCCUUCCCUCUCUCCUCACCUUUCAGUGUUCUCAGGAUAGGUGAUGGAGGCUAGGAGCCCCAGCAGCUGACUCAGGGGCCUGUAUUUUUCCAGUUCCUCUACCCAAAGCACCUCUCAGCUUUACAGUUUGAGAGCUUUGUUGUAGUUCAGCACCCCAAAGACCCACGUGGGGGACCAUGAACAAAAGGACUCAUCCAGGGCAGCCUUGCCCCAUAGAGGACCUGGUCUGUGGCCUGUGGGUGGCUCCUCAUUCCCAGCCCCAAGGGGGAUGCUCCCAUGGAACCAGCUCACUCUGACCAUGACCAGGGGCUGCUCCCACCAACCACAAACACACUGUCCUGCAGCAGGCCUGGAACAAUACAGAUGGAUGGGCAGGUUCAACUGGAAGGUGGGCUUGGGUGCAUAUAACAAGAACUUCAGAGGUACUCCAUUUGGUGCCAGGGCCUGGGGUCAUGACCAAGGUACAGACCAGCCCCCAGGAAGGGGCUGUUCUUGUAGAAGUCUGCACUUGGGGCACAUCUGUCCUCCUGUAGUUCAGCUUCUAUUUACCUAGAAGUAAAUAGGGGACUCCUUCCACAGUCCCCCAGCAGAGGGCUCAGAACUCUCAGGCCAGGGAUCUCUCUGCAGCCCCAGGUUCUUAACCUGAACCUUUGAACAGGGGAGGCCACAGAGACAGGAUGAAGUUUGCCCCAAAGGAGGGUGGGGUGCACAGAGCAGGCUGGGUCUGGGAGGCUGGCAUGUCCAGGGAGAGCUACAGCAAAGGCCUAGGACGAGGGCUCCAGUCUGGCCCAUCACUAUCCUGGACAUUCAAAGAAGUGUUGGCGGGCCAGCAGGAAAUACUCAAGUGAAGCCAUGAGUGGGUCGGGGAAGAUGGCGGCUCAUGUGAACAUACUCCUGGCCCUUGUGGGCGUCAUUGUCCUGUUGUCUGCCCUCCUGCAGAGCCCUGACUGCUCUGUUUCCAGUGACCAGAGCCAGACCAGGGAACAUAUCCUUGUCCCCAUUGAGACCCAAGGAGAGUGAGGUACCUUCCAAGCUCUGAAGGCUUAUGCCCAUCCGGAGGGUACCUGGUGGGCUGAAUUGGGCGGUGGGGAGGUGUUAAGGAUACAAAGUGAAUUCCUAGCUCUCAGCUUCCCAGAUUUCUUGGAGGAAUGCUGGGUGGAGGCAGGAGUAGGAAGGUGAGUUCCACUAGACAACAGCCCAGGACCCUGGACCCCAGGCGCCCUGGCCAGGGGAAAAUUGAGCAGCAGGCAGCAGACAGGGCCACCUUGUGGCAGGUCAUCCAGCCCUGAGGUCCCAUCUGAAGAAGGGACUUGG
Molecule: messenger RNA, 4282 nt
Organism: Castor canadensis (American beaver)
Lineage: Eukaryota; Metazoa; Chordata; Mammalia; Rodentia; Castoridae
Gene: Map4k2
Product: mitogen-activated protein kinase kinase kinase kinase 2
Biological process (GO): intracellular signal transduction; protein phosphorylation
Cellular component (GO): cytoplasm
Molecular function (GO): MAP kinase kinase kinase kinase activity; ATP binding
Source: RefSeq, a predicted model, not a curated record